Metarhizium brunneum ARSEF 3297 is the source of this 1716-nucleotide messenger RNA. Lineage: Eukaryota; Fungi; Ascomycota; Sordariomycetes; Hypocreales; Clavicipitaceae. The record is from RefSeq and is a predicted model, not a curated record.
AUGGAUCAAUGUCUCGGCGGAGCUCAAGUCCAAUUGCGAAACCUCACCUUCCCGCACUCUCGUGAUAAAAUACCGGCUGCAAUUGACCGUCUGGGUAGGCAACGAUGUGAAGCCGCAAUACGGACCUUAGGACCACAAGCAUGGUGGAACGUUCGAGUAUUUCUUGUUCCUGAGGGACACCAUCCGGAGAAUCUGCUUCAACGAGUGAUAAACGAUCACUCAUUUGAGACGCCACCUUCGGAUGGCGAGGUCUUUCGCCGAACGUAUGCUCAUUGGCGAGCGGGUCAAAUGGGCCAUAUUGAUCAUGUGAAUCUACACCUAAGCGAAGAUAAGAAAACUGGCCUCAGGAGACUCAUGAAGAAGAAUCUUGUGGCCGAAGCAAUGUACAAGCUGACUGACUAUCCUGGUCUCCGCAGCGGCUUGCAGCUUUCAAAUAUGAAGAAGCAUUUGUGUGAGCGUUGUCCCGAAGAAAUCUGCAACUACCUUACCCAUAUCUAUAACACCUGGGGGAAAAUUACACUAUGCAAUCCACGAAUCCAACAGGCGACUGAUACUGUAACGGUUCAAGCGCUCCAACGUCUUGCCCCUUCUGGUAGCCAUGUUGAGCGGGGAGAAAUUCGGAACAUGAUGCGCUCAGGCAAACUUUGGAGCGAUGUUUCUGAUGCCAAUCUCCGUGCCGAAAUUGAGCUGCAGCUGCUAAAUAUAGGUGUAAUUAUACCCAGCAUCAAGACCUUUCACGAAAAUAUGAGGUAUCUAGUCCUUGGUAUGCGGAUAAUUCGAAAUCAUCUGCUGGAUGCUUUGCCCGCAGAAAAAAGUGUUGCUGAGGCUAUGCGAAAAUCAUGGCAACCGCAUCAAACCUUGAUCGAACAUGCAGAAAAUCAAUUUUAUCAAUUAACCUGUUCCCCAAGCUUCUCUAUAUCGUAUCACGUACUUUUUAUAUCGGCUAUCAGAAACUUCCCGAAGUUAUCUGACGAAGGGCCAAUUCAUGAGAGUGGAUUGCCGCCUAUUAAUGCGGGUGUUGAUGAGUCUUGUCUACAGCGAUUCUUGAGGCAUGCGCAAGCCCAAGGAUUUAAUUCCGAGAAGAUCAAGUCAAAGUUGCGCGAAGUUCCUCCCAGCAACGCGCCUCCAAGCGGUGGUCAAGGGUACGAGGGUUUACAAGAAAGCAUACCUAAGCGGAGAUGUGGCCGCGCGAGAACUAGCUCUUAUAACUUCAUAUCCCGCUCUCUUUUUCUGCCCCAGAUGCUUGUGGAAAGUGAAAUUGGCGCAUACCCGACCAUCAAUUUCAUCCAGAGCGAUUUCAUGCGCUCUUUUUUCCACGAAUUUGCCCACGACGACAGCGGCAGAGUCAUGGGUAUAGUGGCUGCAGAAACGAGCCUGCCAAUGGCAACGGCCAUCCUCCCAGACACUCCAACCAGGCCUGAGCUCCAACAGCUUCAAACUGACCGCGAAAUAACGGGGUCGCGGAGUCCAAACGACGAACUACGUCCAGACAACACCAUCCGCUCUGCCGACACCAUAUUCUACCAAGAGUGCCAGAGCGAGCGGUCCCUGCUUUCACCAGCACACCCAGCAGGACAGGCGCAUAGUGACCGUCCGCCCUUGCACUCCUCACCCAGAGCCACAGAAAUGUAUUCCAGAAGCCGAUAUUCACAAGGUUCGACGACAACCGGUCGCACAAUCUACUCACCUGAAGAAGUAAGGAGGAUUUGUGGAUAA